UCCUGGAGUUUCAAUGAAAGCUGAGCCUAGUUGACUGCCUCACUGCUUGCUCCUCACAUCAACACGAAGCUUCCUGGGAGUCACAGCCGAGCAUCGCGUCUGUUUUUCGGCCAACCGCACUGGACUGUGCCUCACCCUCGUUGUGAUGGUUCCCCACUCGGGUAAUGCUCAUUCCUGUCGGAGAUAGGAAACGCUCGUGGGAACUUGUUGGAAGUUUCUUGAAAGUCCUUCAGGUCGUCUUUGCAACCUCCACCAGGAUGGCUCUUUUGGUUCUUCUCGGGCUCUCCGUAUGGACCUGCUGCGCGCACCUCGGAUACUGCGCCCUCGUCCGAUCUGAAGCGGAUUUUACACAAGCGGCUGGGCGAGGGAACUCGGCACCGGGGGUCCCGGUAGUGGGGGACCGGGAGCGGCUGUCCCAGGACACUGUGACGGAGCACAUGCACAUGCUGUACGACAAGUACAACAAGGCGGGGUUCCCUUUCAAGGAUGGGAACACGGUGCGCAGCUUUAAGGCGCAUUGGGGCGUGAUCAACAAGAAACAGCUUCAGAUCUUCAACUUGACGUCCCUCACCAAGUCCGAGGACGUCCUCUCUGCUACGCUGCACUACUACAUCGGAGACCUCCACAAUGGCAGCCGAUCUUGCUCCGGCUCUCGAGGCUGCGCGCUCCACGGCCCGCGCAGGCACAGCCACAUCCACGCCGUCAUCUGGAGCUUUGCUCCAGAGGUCGAUCGGAUGAGGACUCUGGGCCAGUUCCGCAUCAACGUGUCCACGCACUACCGGGACUUCAUCUCCUGGCAGUGGAAGGACAUCACCCGGGUGGUGAACCAGGCCAAGGCGCACCACCAGCUCCUAAUCGGCAUCGAGGUGGCCUCGCGGGGACCCCGGCCCUGGAAGGAGCUCUUGGCCAACCGCUCCCCUUACAUCCUGGUGUACGCCAAUGACUCGGCCAUCUCGGAGCCUGAGAGUGUUGUAGCCACCCUCCGGAGGAACCCCUCAGCGAAAGAUCUGAAAGCGGGGCAACGAGGGCGGAACGCCACAGAAGCGCAGAGGAGCUCGUCCAGACCCAAGCGUUCCGUCAAUGUCCUGCUCCCCCUACAGAACAACGAGCUCCCCGGACCCGAGUACCCCUACGAGACCACCGGUUGGGACGAGUCCAGUCCCUACGAACCCUUCCAGAGCAAGCAGGCUCGCCGGCCCUCGCGCAAAAAGAGCCGCAAGAACCCGAGGCACAAGAUGCCCCUGCUGCAGUUUGACGAGCACACCAUUAAGAAGGCCCGGAAGAAGCAAUGGAACGAGCCCCGGAACUGUGCGCGUCGCUACCUCAAAGUGGACUUUGCCGACAUCGGCUGGAGCGAGUGGAUUAUUUCGCCAAAGUCUUUUGACGCCUACUAUUGCUCCGGGUCCUGCCAGUUCCCCAUGCCCAAGGCGCUGAAGCCUUCGAACCAUGCAACCAUCCAGAGCAUCGUGCGGGCGGUCGGUGUGGUGCCCGGCAUCCCGGAGCCAUGCUGCGUCCCGGAGAAAAUGUCAUCCCUCAGCAUCCUGUUUUUCGACGAGGACAAAAAUGUGGUGCUCAAGGUUUACCCCAACAUGACGGUGGAUUCGUGCGCGUGCAGAUAGUUACCUUGGCGCACACUGGAAGCUUGUCCAGAAAAGAUGCUCAUGUCUUCUGUUUUUUUUUUUUUUUUUUUUUUAAUCUCUUACAUCAACAACGGGCCCGGUGUUCCUCAAUCCCACUGGAAGGUGGUGCUCAACAAUUGAAAGGGGUGUGAUGGCAGGAACUUUUGAAGCCGCGCACCUUCCAUCUCGAACUUUAAAAACCACGCACCACCUUACACAUUGUGACAAACCCCUUUAAAAUGUGCUAGCUAUUAAUUUACUAGUGGAAUUAAAAUGACAUUCUCCAUUAACACCUCCGGGGUUAUACGUAGCACAAGUAUGUAAGUGUGUAUUUUUCUUGUGUAACCUUAUGGAUUCCCAAGCUAAACUGGUGGUGCACCUCAUCAUAUCAGUCAAAUCAGUCUUUCUCAAACUUGUAAGGCCUCACAACACAAAGAUUGAAAGCAUAUGGUUUAUAUGUGCAACAUAGUCAAGUGCAAUUUAAAAAUAUAUAUCAUAAUGCACACCUUGAGAUGCACGGAACACACCCUACCAAUUCUUCGCCAACCUUAAAAAGGCACACACACCUUGCACACCCUAUAAAAAAAAGGUAAAAAUACACACAAAGCCAAUUCAAGGCACUAUGGUUAACGCUUUCAAGAACAGUGGUCACUACAGUGUACAGCUAUUCAAAAUGUGACACUUUCACCCUUUAUGGGGCAAUUGAUUAUUUUCAGUCAUUAAAAAAGAUUAAUUAUGAGCAAUUAUUACAAUUACAUUAUAUACAUGUAGUCCCUGGGUUACUAAUGAGUUACCAUUCCUACUCUGGCGAUGUAACCCGAAUUUCCGCGUAAUCCAGAAUUAACCCUGUAAGUAACUCUUCCUCGUGUGUUUGUGCGUGCGCUCUUCUUCUUGAGCGCAAAUAUUUUCUUCUUUGUGUGUACAUGCGCUCUCAGACGCGUGCGGUAGUGUCUUUUGGAACUUCCUGCUCCAAAAUAAAAGCAUGCAUCACAAAACAAAAGUCAACAUUAUAAAUAAAAUACACAUUUCACCAAAGACCAGAACAAUCAUAUUAAUAAAAUAAAGUUAAAAAAAAAAGAUACUGUGACUACAUGACUAAAAAAACAACUGGAGACAAAAUGGCGGACGAGACUCCGGCGUCGUAGAGUCAAAAUCACCUAAGUCGGCUACGUCGUAACUCGGGGACAACCUGUAUUUGUAUUAUUGUUUUGUAUGGUUGAAUACAUUUAGAAAUGAAAACAAUGUUAAGAAAAGCUAAAUUAAUGAAAUGAAAAUGAAUGAAAAACAGAUAUACACUCUAGUAACAUCCCUAAGUAAUACACUAAAGUAGGGAUGUCUCGAACGCAUAAUUUAGCACCAGAGUCAGAGUCACCUGAGUUUGAGAAUCUGCCAAUUCCGAGUCCCGAUCCGAUACCAAGGGGAAAAAAAGUCUUAAAAGUUCCAAACGUGUUACAAGCGGAAGAGGAAGUACUGUAAACAGGACGGUACUCUCUCUUUCGCUUUUUCCGGGAGUGUUGCGUCGUAUAAAACGUAUAUAUUUUUGUUUCUUUUGGCAAUGGCAUUGUAUUUCUGGAGUAUUUUGUUACCUUUUAGCCCUUAGAUAAAUAUAUAUAUAUACAGUGGGGAGAACAAGUAUUUGAUAUGCUGCCAAUGGGAAAACCCAUUGACAGUGUAUCAAAUACUUGUUCUCCCCACUGUAUAUAGGUAGUCCACUAGUUACGAACACGAUCCAUUCGUACGCUGGUGAUGUACACGAAUUUCCACGUAAAUCACAAUAAAGCCUUUAGGUACCUCUAAAUACACUCCAAAUCUCAAAAAUAACAAUCCAAAACUCUAUAUUGUACGUCAUUGUACUGUCCUCACCAAGACUUUGACAGCUAGCUAAGCUCCGAAAUGACGAUGUCAGACGUCUGUGUGGUUUGCUGAAUUUUUUCAGCUACUCAUGACAUCAACUCUUGCAGAAUGAAACUAAAAUAAAACUGAAAUUAAUUCAGUUUCAUUUUCAAUUACAGCAAUUCAAAUUUGCGUUCAUAUUUAGCUGUUGAUACAGCAAUAACAAUACACAAAAAUGAUUAGCAUGUAUCAAUCAGUGUCCAAACAUAAUCAAAAACAAUCACAUAAGCUCGCCUCGAGUAUUAGACCACAAUUGAAAACACAAUAAACAGUUUUAUAUACAGGUGUUGCCUCUAUGGAUGCUUCACAAGCAGCAAAUGUGCGCGCAGGCUUGCAGCUGUAAUCUUCCUCAUGUUUGCGCAAAUACGUUCUAGGUCCUUUGUAGAUGCGCCCUUACUCUUCUGUGGAAGCACUACCUGCUCUAUGCUUCCUGCGCCAAAAUAAAAGCAUGCAUCACAAAACAAAAGUCAACAUUAUUUAAAAACAAAAAACAACAACUGGAGACAAAAUGGCGAACGAGACUCCAGUGUCGUAAAGUUGAAAUCACAGAAGUCGGGUACAUCGUAACCAGAGGACUAGCUGUAUAUAAGUAUACAGGGGGUGGACAAAAUAAUGGAAACACCUUACAUUUUUGCAUCAUAAUCAUUAAAAAAUAAUUGUAAAAUAAUGGCAUGAGGAAAAUUCUAAUGAAGUUGAGCAUCUCGUAUGGCCGGCACAAUCCCCAGACCUCAACAUUAUUGAGCAUUUAUUGUCAGUUGUAGGGAUUCAAUUAAGACGUUGAUUUCAACCGCCAUCGUCUCUAAAAGAGUUAGAGGGUUUUCUAAUGAAGAAUGGCUUAAAAUUAAUUUUAAAACAAUUUACAAGUAGUAUGAAUCAAUCUCUGAGAAUUGAGGCUGUAAUUGCUGCAAAAGGCACCAUAUUAAAUUAGCUUUUGUUGAUUUUUUUAGGUGUUUCCAUUAUUUUGCCCAACCCCUGUAUAUAGAACCCUUUUCACUCAAUUCAGAUCCUCUGAAAAAUGCCGUAACUGGCCCAAUUUCAAAUCUUGUGAUGUUUUUUUUUCAUAGUAUCUACCUAAUUGAAUGCCAUUAACGCCAAUAGAUGUCCAAUUCAUUUAAUCCAGGAAGACUAGCAUGCUUCAGUGCCUUUGGCGGCGCUUCACCCCCAAUCCAUUUUGACUAAGAAAUGCCAUUGAUUGAACCUUCGUUCAUUCGCCCUCCUAGCGCCGGCACUGGCAGCCAAUGAAUUAAACGAGUACCCUAUAAAGGGCAAAAACCAUCAAGACCUGGCGUCCACAUAAGUGAAUGUCAUGGGUCAUUUUGGCCACAGUAUUAACCCAAUGACCCAAAUUGUUGUCUCAACAUAUAUUUUUAUUGUCAUUUACCAUUACUGUAGUUUUAAAUAUUAUUCUCACGAUACAUGUAUUUUGGACCGCCAUCGCCGUCAUUGGCAGCCAGUGAGUUAAAUAAGCGUCCCAUAAAGGGUUAAAAGCAGACAAAACACAUCCUCAGGUGUUUUUUUUUUGUGAGAUCGAAACCAAAACAAGUAUUUAUGCUGAAUACUUGCCUUCUGCCUUCUAUUGUACAUUGUCCUGUAUAUACGUACUGUAACUGACAAGUGCCUUAUGUUUCCAAAUCUUGGGAAUAUGUUUGUAAUAAAAGUCUAUUAUUGUAGAAUUUAUUCUUUAAAAAAUUAUAUAUAUAUUUCAAAUCAUUUUGAUAUUUCAGAGACAUUUAUUUUGUGUCAAUAGAUUUUUUUGGUACCUUUUCUAUAUAUUUUGUACUUUUUGUUAGCAAUGCAUGCCAUAGAAACACUGUGGAGUUUUAUUUUUUUGUUUUGUGUAAAUGUUAGCUCGAAAAGAAAGAAAAUGCUUGUACAAUAAGCUUCCGUAAGUAUAUUUGUAUAUGGAAAUGUCUUGAAACUAUUUAUUUUUGUCAAUGUGAUGGCGGGGGCGUGGCCUGCGAAGUAAGAAGGCGGGGUCUUGACAAGUGAUGGACAUUUGACCUCUGACCCUGAGCACAGGCGACAAUGCCUCCAACUCGCAAAGCUUUCAGAGAAAUGAAUAAAACUAUGCAAAAGUACUUUUUUUUUCAAGCAUUGAUUUUGUGUAUAUGUGUAUAGAUUUUUUUUAAUGUUGUUUGAGGUGAAAAGUCACUUAUUAGGAGAAAUUGUAAUGAUGUUUAAGAAAAUAAAUAAAUAAACAAUUCCGUAACUU
Corythoichthys intestinalis (scribbled pipefish) is the source of this 5724-nucleotide messenger RNA. It is a transcript of the gene bmp3, whose product is annotated as bone morphogenetic protein 3. Gene Ontology annotation, cellular component: extracellular region. NCBI's taxonomy places the organism in Eukaryota, Metazoa, Chordata, Actinopteri, Syngnathiformes, Syngnathidae. The record is from RefSeq and is a predicted model, not a curated record. The coding region runs from base 165 to 1619 and encodes 484 amino acids. Gene Ontology annotation, molecular function: growth factor activity; cytokine activity. The transcript has 3 exons.